AUGGAAACUCAAACCUGCAUCUUGGUUAUUUCCUUCUCCCUCUUCCUUCUAUCGUAUUGGCUUGCAAAACAUUACAAGCUUAAAUCCCAUGUCUCUCUCAAACUUCCCCCUGGCCCAAAGAGGCUACCACUCAUAGGGAACCUGCAUCAACUAGCAGUAGCAGGUUCACUUCCACACCAUGCUCUCCAAAAACUUUCCCAUAAAUAUGGACCUCUCAUGCACCUCCAACUCGGUGAAAUUUCUGCUGUGGUUGCAUCCUCCCCCGAGAUGGCCAAGGAAAUAACCAAAACGCAUGAUGUUGCUUUUGUGCAGAGGCCCCAGUUCAUUUCUGCACAAAUUUUGUCCUAUGGGGGAAUAGAUGUUGUUUUUGCACCAUAUGGUGAUUACUGGAGACAAAUGAGGAAAAUAUUUGUCUCAGAACUUCUAAGUACCAAGAGAGUUCACUCUUUCUCUUUUAUUAGAGAAAACGAGACGGCAAAGUUUAUUGAUUCGAUUCGAGCAUCAGCAGGUUCACCAAUCAAUCUAACUAGCAGAAUUUUCUCAUUGGUAAGCACUUCUGUUUCCAGGGCAGCAUUUGGUAACAAAUCAAAGGACCAGGAUGAAUUUAUGUUUUUGAUUAAAAAAGUCAUAGGAUCGGUUGGAGGAUUUGACCUUGCUGAUUUGUUCCCUUCAAUGAAAUCCAUGCAUUUCAUAACUGGGAAGAAGGCCAAAUUAGAGAAGUUGCUAAAUCAGGUUGAUAGGGUCUUGGAAAAUAUUGUCAAAGAGCAUCAAGAAAAGCAAAUAAGAGCAGAAGAAGGGAGAGUUCAAAUAAAGGACGAGGAUCUUGUUGAUGUUCUUCUCAGAGUCCAACAGACUGAAGCUGCUCUCGACAUCAAAAUGACGACUAGGAACGUCAAAGCUUUGAUAUUGGACAUAUUUGCUGGUGGAACUGAUACUUCAGCAUCAACACUAGAGUGGGCAAUGACAGAAAUGAUGCGAAGUCCAAGGGUGAUGAAGAAAGCACAAGCUGAGUUAAGACAAGCAUUAGCAGAGAAGAAAAUAAUUGAUGAAAGGGAUGUAGAGCAACUUACGUAUUUGAAGUUGGUGGUGAAAGAGACAUUGAGGCUACACCCUCCUACUCCUUUAUUGAUCCCUAGAGAAUGCUCUGAAAGAACCAUCAUCGAUGGAUAUUGUUGGUCAAAGAAAGUGGGCAAGGGUGGCUGCAAUUGGGACCCCCAGUACUGGAUUGAUGCGGAGAAGUUUGUCCCAGAAAGGUUUGAGGGAAGUUCUAUCGAUUUCAAAGGGAAUAACUUUGAGUAUCUGCCAUUUGGUGCAGGAAGGAGAAUAUGCCCAGGCAUCACGUUUGGUUUAGCAAGUAUUAUGCUUCCACUGGCUCGAUUACUUUAUCAUUUCAACUGGGAACUCCCAAAUGGCAUGACACCUGAGAGUAUAGACACAAUUGAACGCCCCGGGAUGGCCAUUGGGAAGAAAAAUGAAUUGUGUUUGAUCCCCAUUGUUUAUGAUGCUUGA
This is a messenger RNA of Sphenostylis stenocarpa, 1509 nucleotides long. NCBI's taxonomy places the organism in Eukaryota, Viridiplantae, Streptophyta, Magnoliopsida, Fabales, Fabaceae. The record is from the annotation of a GenBank genome assembly.